AUGCGCAUCACUCGUCCUCGAUUGCGCGUCUCACAGACCCAGUCUGCCUUUGCAGAGGGCAAUGCACGAUGGACCAAUUUGGAUUUAGAUCCGGUACCUUUACUGGGGCGAAAAUGGGGCGUGAUGAGUUUGAUAGCAUACUGGAUCUCGGACGCCUUCAAUGCGGCAACGUGGCAGUUUGCCAGCAGUAUUAUUGCCGUGGGCAUGACCUAUCGAGAGGCCCUGGCGAUCGUCGCCAUCUCCUUCUUCAUUAUCUCAUUCGUGAUCGCCGGCAACGGAGCCGUGGGUGCCAUUUAUCACGUCCCUUUUCCCGUCAUUGCUCGAGCCAGCUGGGGGUUCUGGGGCUCAUAUAUCGCGAUCGUCUCCCGGUUGAUUCUCGCCGUGUUUUGGUUUGCCAUUCAAAAUGUCAACGGAGGGAAUUCGGUGCGAGUGAUGAUCGGGGCCAUUUGGCCCAGUUAUUUGGAUGUGGAAAAUACCAUCCCUGCAUCGCAGGGGAUCACGACCACGGGAAUGGUGGCCUUUUUGAUCUUUUGGAUCAUUCAGUUCCCCUUUCUGUGCAUGCAUCCCAAUAAGCUGCGGUGGCUGUUCACCGUCAAGUCCGUCUUGGUUCCGAUGGCCUGGGUUGGGAUCCUGAUCUGGGCCUUUACAGUUGAGAAAGGUGGUGGUGCGAUCUUUGCCCAGCAGAAAGCGACGGUCUCGGGGUCCAAAUAUAGCUGGCUGUUUCUGGCGAAUAUGACCUCGGUUUUGGGAAACUAUGCCACUCUCAGUGUCAACCAGUCUGAUUUCUCACGCUAUUCUCGCAUCAAUCCUCGAUGGCAGCUGCUGUAUAUCCCGAUGCUCCCCAUCAUCUUCACCUUCAUCUCAUUCAUUGGCAUUGCCGCUUCCUCGGCCGGUCAAGCUCACUAUCAUUUAGCCACCAUCCCGUGGGAUCCCAAUGAGUUGAUCAGCCACUGGCCCAAUCGCGCGGCGCGUUUCUUCGGUGCGGCAUCUUUCGCUAUUGCCUCGCUCGGGGUCAAUAUCUCGGCCAACUCGCUCUCUGCGGCAAACGACUUUACCGCUUUGGCUCCUCAAGUGCUGAACAUCCGUCGAGGCCAAAUUCUCUGUGCUCUACUCUCCUGGGCGUUGGUCCCUUGGAAGAUCCUCGAAUCGGCCGGGAACUUUCUAAGCUUCAUGAGUGCGUACGCCAUCUUCCUCGGACCUAUUGGCGCCAUCAUGCUCUUCGAUUUCUGGGUCAUCAAUCGGGGUCGGUAUGAUUGUCUCGCCCUGUAUCAACCUUCGAAUCCGAUCUAUCGAUAUGCAGGCACAUUGCCUAUCUUGAAGACCCCCGUCUGGGGACUGAACUGGCGUGCACUGGUAUCCUUUAUCGUUGGAGUAGUCCCGAGUCUUCCGGGCCUGAUCAACGGAGUCAAUGCGAAGAUUGACGUGGGCGUCGGGGUUCAUCCUUAUCAAUUCGGUUGGUUGUUGGGUUUUGUUGCCACUGCAGUGGUCUACCUCGCUUUAUCCUGGCUGUUUCCGGCUCGGGAGACUCAAGUUCCUCGCGCAGUGCUUCCGGAUGAGGUCUACGAUGAACGAGGCAUCGUGGUCGAAGGGGUUGAGACUGAGAGUUCGGAACAAAUGUCGGCAACGUCUCGCGGCGAGAAGGUGCCAUGCGGGUCGGAAAAGGUAGUUUAA
This is a messenger RNA of Penicillium oxalicum, 1671 nucleotides long. RefSeq names its product nucleobase cation symporter-1 family protein. The coding region runs from base 1 to 1671 and encodes 556 amino acids. Gene Ontology annotation, molecular function: nucleobase transmembrane transporter activity. The transcript is spliced from 3 exons. Gene Ontology annotation, biological process: transmembrane transport; nucleobase transport. The record is from RefSeq and is a predicted model, not a curated record. NCBI's taxonomy places the organism in Eukaryota, Fungi, Ascomycota, Eurotiomycetes, Eurotiales, Aspergillaceae. Gene Ontology annotation, cellular component: plasma membrane.